UGAGUCACCGAGAACAGACAGCUGAACCCGGGAGAGGGCAGCAGGAAAUAUCGAGGCUGCAGUUUGGGAAAGUAACGAAGGGGGUAAACACCAGGGAAUACUUGGGAGGAGGAAGUGGGACUGGGCACAGGGACGCGGCUUUGGAUUUUAGAAACCUGGAGAAGGCCUCAGCAAGGACCCGCAGGUUUUAGGAGCGAAAGUAACUGGUUUGGCCCCGGGGAAACGCAGUCGAGGUCCAGGAUCCGCAGCUUGCCGGGGGGGUAACGGGGAGGGAGGAUGAAGAAAUUCCGUCGCCACGGUCAGGAAUCCCACCGAGACCGCCUCAAACAAGAGCUCUACCAGUUCAAUAAGACUGUGGAGCAUGGAUUCCCCCACCAGCCCAGCGCCCUCGGGUACAGCCCCAGCCUGGACCUCCUGGCCAUCGGAACCCGAUCAGGAGCCAUCAAACUAUAUGGAGCUCCAGGCGUUGAGUUCAUGGGGCUGCAUGAGGAGAACGCCGCUGUCACACAGAUACAUUUCCUCCCCUAUCAGGGCGAGCUGGUCACUCUGCUGGAUGACAACAGCCUCCACAUGUGGACCCUGCGGGCUCACCAGGGCCUGUCAGAGUUGCUGGAGGUUGGGCGCUUCACGCUGACUGGCCCACCGGGUGCCCCCCCCAGUGUGACGCGGGUGACGGCAGUGCUGGCACACUCUUCAGGGGAGCUGCUGUUCCUGGGCACGGAGGGUGGGCACGUCUUCGUGGUGGAGGUGCCCGUGUUCAGGGAGCUGGAGGAGCGUAACAUCAGUGUGGAGGCCGUGCAGCAGAGGGUACCGGAGGACUAUGUGGGGCGCAGAAAUCUGGAGUGUGUGGAGGCCCUGCAGGAGAACCCCCAGAACGAAAACCAGAUCCUUAUUGGCUACAGCCGCGGGCUCAUGGUCGUCUGGGACCUGGAGAGGAACCGUGCCACCCGGCACUUCCUUGGCACGCAGCAGCUAGAGAGUGUGUGGUGGACGCAAGAUGGACACAUCUUCAGCUCUCACAAUGACGGCAGCUACUGCCAGUGGACGGUGGCCAGUGGGGAUGACCAACCCGAGCCAGACAAGCAGGAGACGCCGUAUGGUACUUUCCCAUGUAAAGCUAUUACUAAGAUUGUCCAGCUGCCCACCAAACAGGGUCUUCCCUUCCUGAUUUUCAGUGGGGGGAUGCCGCGGGCGAGCUAUGGCGACCGUCACUGUAUUUCCAUCAUUCACAGCAAGAUACAUGUGGCCUUGGACUUCACCUCUCGUAUUAUUGACUUCUUCGUCAUCACUGCUGGAGCACAGGGCAAGGGAGAGCCGAGUGCCCUGGUGGUGCUGGUAGAAGAGGAGCUGGUCGUGGUGGACCUGGAGACAGACGGCUGGCCAGUGAUCCAGACCCCUUACUUGGCCCCCCUGCACUGCUCGGCCAUCACCUGCUCCCACCAUGUUUCCAACAUCCCCCUCAAGCUGUGGGAGCGCAUCGGCGCAGCCGGCCGGCAACAGUACACACACUAUUCCCCCAGGCCCUGGCCAGUGAGAGGAGGCAAGAAUGUGGCCCCAGACCCUCCACAGAGAGACCUGCUUCUGACUGGACACGAAGAUGGCACUGUGCGGUUUUGGGAUGCCUCAGGAGUGUGCCUGUACCCUCUAUACAAGCUGAGCACAGCGGGGGCGUUCCACACUGACGCCGACCCCAAUGACAACAUGAACCAGGGGGGCGAAGGGGAGUGGCCUCCUUUCCGCAAGGUGGGCUGCUUUGACCCCUACAGUGAUGACCCCAGGCUGGGAAUCCAGAAGAUCCACCUGUGUAAAUACAGCGGGUACCUGGCUGUGGCUGGGACUGCCGGACAGAUCCUGGUGCUGGAGCUGAACGAUGAGGCUGCAGAGCAGGUAGUGGAGGGCUCUUUGGCAGACCUUCUGCAGGGCCAGGAGGGCUUCCGCUGGAAGGGGCAUACGCGGCUGGAGGUGCGCGAGGAGGCCGUGCCCUUCCCCGCUGGCUUCCAGCCCUUUGCCCUGGUGCAGUGCCAGCCCCCUGCAGUGGUCACCUCGCUGGCCCUGCACUCCGAAUGGAAGCUGGUGGCCUUCGGGACCAGCCACGGCUUUGGCCUGUACGACUACCAACAGAAGAACACCGUCCUCGUGAGGUGCACUCUGAACCCCAGUGACCAGCUGGCGCUGGAGGGGCCCCUGUCCCGUGUGAAGUCCAUCAAGAAGUCCCUGCGCCAGUCCUUUCGCCGGAUCCGCCGCAGCCGCGUAUCGGUCAGGAAGCAGCAUGCGAGCAACGCCGCCAAGAUCCAGGAGCUCAAUGCCCGGCUGGAGGCGGAGGCGCUGCAGGAGAUGGAGCUGGCUCCGGUGCAGAGGAAGAUCGAGGCGCGCUCCUCAGACGACUCCUUCACAGGCCUGGUGCGCACUCUCUACUUCGCGGACUCCUUCCUCAGCGAUGGGUUACACAACACCCCCUCUCUGUGGGCUGGCACCAACGGUGGCUCUGUCUUUGCCUACACUCUCCGCAUCCCAUCCAGUGAGAAGAGGACGGAGGAUCCAAUCACUGCACACGCUGCAAAGGAGAUCCAGCUGAUGCACCGUGCUCCAGUAGUGGGCAUCGUGGUUCUGGAUGGUCGAGGGGUGCCCCUGCCUGAGCCCCUUGAGGUGGCACACGACUUAGCACGCACCCCUGAAAUGCACGGGUCACACCACCUGCUGGUCAUCUCCGAGGAACAGUUCAAGGUAUUCACCCUCCCCAAGGUGAGUUCCAAGAUGAAACUGAAGCUGACGGCGCUGGAUGGGUCGCGGGUGCGCAAGGUGGGGGUGGCGUCUUUCGGGAGCAGUCGCGUGGAAGAUUACAGCGAGAGUGGUCUGGUGGUGCUAACCAACCAGGGAGACCUGCACGUCAUCUCCCUGCCAAACCUCAAGAUGCAGGUCCGCUACCCCUGUAUCCGCCGCGAGGACGUCAGUGGCAUCGCUUCCUGCGUCUUCACUAAAUACGGCCAAGGCUUCUACUUGAUCUCCCCCUCGGAGUUUGAACGCUUCUCCCUGUCGGCUCGCUGGGUGGUGGAGCCACGCUCCUUUGUUGAGGUUCCUCCAGCCUCCUCUGCGUCCAAACCCCUGUCCAGAGCUCAGCCUGACGGCGCAGCCGUCCAGCCUAGAUUGAAAUCCAGGGGCCACAAUGAAGAUAAUGAACAUAUGAGUUUGUCCCCGAAGGUGAUGGAGCACGCCUUACUCAACGACGAGAAAGUGCUGCAGGAGAUCCAGAGAUCAUUGGAAGGAGAUCAAAUGAGUUACAUGGAAAACAAUGCAAAAAGCAAAGGUGCAGGAGGGAAGGUGGUCACUAACGGAGAGUGACCUGCUCUGUGCCUGGCUGAAGAGUUAACCUGCUCUGGCCACUCUCACGACACUACUGACUCCACCCCCACCCCCACCGUCCUGGAGUGGGUACGAAUCACACUGCUACUGUACGAGGAGGGAGGAGGGACCACCACCAGUGCCUCUGCUAACUGUCUCCGCCUGCCUUCUGAACCACUGUACACCCCACCCUGGACCGCCCAGCCUGCGGGCUGGAUUUGCACAACUGCUGCCCUCUUGAGAUCCAGGAGGAAUCGUUCCAGACUGUCUUGUGUAUCCAGAAGAGUGGUUCAUAUUGCCUGCGUUUCACUGUUGUUCUAAGGCCGAUGUGUUACUUGGGCUCCUUCAUGCGUGCCAUCGUUUGCCAUGAUGACUAAAUUCAAGAAAAAAAAAUAACAAGAGGGGGUUGACUUCCACUGCUUCAAACGACUGACAAAUCAUAGAAAAAGAGAUCAAGUCUAAAUUAUCUGGAGCAGUCCUAGAGACAACUGAUAAGAGUGACUAAGGUGUACAAUAGGCUUCUUUUGCACAAACAGCUGGCGGAAGCUGGUAAUACUUAAACCCCCCUCUUUGGUUAAAGUGGUUGCUGAAUGGACCAAACUGAGGUUUAAGGGAAAAGGGAUACUUGAGAUUUUGUGAACCUUAACUCUAAUCUAAGACUUCUCAAACUAAGGGGAAGUGCCUUGGGGAAGUGUUUAUGUGCUGCACACUCUUUAGUCCACAAUAUGUAUCCCUUGUACUUCUUUUACAUUUUUUCCUGACACCUCUUCACUUUUGCUGACCAACUUGGACAAAUCUGUUGAGAAGUAGCAGAGAGCUGCACAAAAUGCCUUUAACAGGAUAUGAAGUAAGGAAAGAAAAACACAAAAUGGAGAAAUGCAGAUGUAUGUACUACUCUCCCUGCCACUAGGCACACCGGACAGUAUUCCCAAAGCAUUAGUGUUCCAGUCUGCCUUUGGCCUCACAAGUCCUGACUGUCACACUAGUGGUUUAAGAGUGCAGUCCAUAGAUUUUUAUUCUUGGAGGUACUUUUUCACUGCUGUGUAGCACAUAUUUUGUAUUUUUGGGGGACUUUUUUAAGACCUUCUUGGGCUGUUUUGAUAAUUUUAUUUUUUUCACAAUGGAAAAUGUAAUUUAGGAAUGUACUUUUUAAUAUUUUAGGCAAAUUUUUAAUAUAUACAGUAUAUGUAUGAAAAUCUGUACUUGUUUUUACAAAGGGUUUUUGGGUGGCUGCUAUUCUCUUAGUAAUCUGACAAGCAAAUAUUUUGGUACUGUCUUUUCAAAAUGUGGGGAAUUUUUUUAGUGUUUUCUAGAUUAUAUUUUUGUAGCGAAUCAAUGAGAAUGGAAGACCCUAAUUAUGACUUCUAACUUCACACACUACAUCCUGCUGCAGGAAUAAAUGUUUUUCACAACA
This is a messenger RNA of Lepisosteus oculatus (spotted gar), 4753 nucleotides long. RefSeq names its product LLGL scribble cell polarity complex component 2 (gene llgl2). Gene Ontology annotation, molecular function: myosin II binding; GTPase activator activity. The record is from RefSeq and is a predicted model, not a curated record. Gene Ontology annotation, cellular component: plasma membrane; cortical actin cytoskeleton; cytoplasm. NCBI's taxonomy places the organism in Eukaryota, Metazoa, Chordata, Actinopteri, Semionotiformes, Lepisosteidae. Gene Ontology annotation, biological process: cortical actin cytoskeleton organization; regulation of protein secretion; regulation of establishment or maintenance of cell polarity.